UUUAUUCCCAAAAUGUUGGCUUUGAUUCUAGUGCAGCAAUGGGAACAGGCUCAAGGGUGGUGUUCUACCCAUCAAGCUUUAAGCCCUCCACCAGCACCUCUAAGCCUGUCCAAAGCAACAACCAGCAGGUAGCUUCAGCCCAGCCUGUGUGGAGUAGUUCUCCACCUAGCUUUGUUUCCCCAAGUGUUGGCUUUGAUUCUAGUGCAGUGGGAUCAAGUGGCUCAAGGGCAUUUUCUUACACCACAAGCUUUAAGCCCUCUGCUAGCGCUUCACAGCCUGUGCAAAGCUCCUUGCUGGUAGGUGCUUUGGAGCAGCCUGUCCAAACGGCUUCCCAGAGAGUAUCUUCAGCUCAGCCUGUACUGAGCAGCUAUCAGUCUGGCCUUUAUUCCCAAAAUGUUGGCUUUGAUUCUAGUGCAGGGACAGGCUCAGGGGGGUCCUUCUAUACCUCAAGGUUUAGCCCCCCCAACAGCAUUUCUAAGCCUGUCCCAAGCAGCUACCAGCAAGUAACUUCAUCCCAGCCAGUGCAGAGCAGUUAUCCAUCUGGAACCAGUGGGAUUGGACUGGCAUCAAGUGACUCGAGGGCCUACAGCUCUUCAGGAUCUUCCUAUCCCUCAAGCCGUAACCCCCGUACUAGCAUUUCUAAGCCUGUUGAAAGCCCUUUCCAACAGUUAGCUUUGGCUCAGCCAGCUCAGAGUAACUAUCCACCUGAAGCUGCUUCCCAAAAUAUUAGAAUGGAUUCUUCUCUGACUGAUGUGGAAGAAAGCGUCUUGAGAAAUGACUACAGUUCUGAAGAUGCUACAUCUGGAUUAAACUACAGCCCUUUCACCAGCAUAUCUACACCUUCCCAAAGUACUUACCGACAGGUGACUGCAGCCCAGCCUGUUCAGAGCCGUUACCAAGAUGUGCCUUUUCCCCAAACCAGCUAUGGUGCUAGUUUGAGUGGUGUGACCUCAACCGGUUCAAGGAGUGUGUAUACCCCUUCAGACUCAGUGGCUUUGCCUGCCCAAGACAUGGCUCUUAGACCUGGCUUGACUCCAGUAUCUGCUCAAGGGUUCAGAUCACCAUAUUCCUAUGCUCAGGCUGUGAGUUCCCUAGACGACUCUGAACCCUCUGCUGGCUCUCCAAGAUUAACGUGGACACAAAAGACGCUGGAAUAGCUGAUAACUUCCACUCCAUGGUUGGAUUGUUGCAGCAGCUGAACCUUUUGAUUCAAAAAAAUUCUAAAUAAAUAUUUGCAACUA
Molecule: messenger RNA, 1241 nt
Organism: Colossoma macropomum (tambaqui)
Lineage: Eukaryota; Metazoa; Chordata; Actinopteri; Characiformes; Serrasalmidae
Product: nuclear pore complex protein NUP62-like
Exons: 2
Coding region: 39-1157 (372 amino acids)
Source: RefSeq, a predicted model, not a curated record